AUGCAAAACAUUACUAGCUUCUUUGCUAAAAAGAAUCCUACUCCAACUUCUCUUCCACAUCCAACACAAAAUGAACAAACUAUAACUCCACCUCAAGAAAGUGAGCAACUUUCAUCUCCAUCUCAUUAUUCAACUCAAAAUUCCCCUCAAAAUGAACAAGGCCAAUGUUCUCCUAAUGCCCCAAUCUUUGGAGAAAGAUUAAGUGAACAUGAAUUUGCUAAUCUUCCACAAGAUCCAGGAAAGAGGAGAAAAAUGAGUCAAUUUCAUAAAGAUGAUAGAGAUUUAGUGAGAAGAAUUUACAUUCAAAGAAAGCCUUGUCAGCCCAAAGACUUUACAUUUCCUCAAACUUCUAUUUUUGGCAAAAAUCGUCGCUUUUGUGCUAAGUGGUUUGAUACUUGGACUUGGCUUGAGUAUAGUGUGGAAAAGGAUGCUGCCUAUUGUUUCCCUUGUUAUCUAUUCAAGGAUGAAAAUGUCUUUGGAGGUGAUGCUUUUGUUAGUGAUGGUUUCAAAUCAUGGAAUCGAUCGGAUUUAAUAAGAAAACAUGUCGGUAAACACUUGAGUGCACAUAAUAAUGCUAUUUUAGCUAUGGAUUUGUUCAAGAAACAAAAUUCAAGCAUCACACAAGCCUUAACAAAACAAACCGCUGAGAGUACAAAUGCAUAUAGGACGCGACUUGAAGCUUCAAUUGAAUCUAUCCAAUGGCUUUUACUCCAAGGGUUGCCUUUCCGUGGUCAUGAUGAAAAAGAAAGUUCCUUAAGAAGAGGUAACUUUCUUUCACUUUUAUCCCUUAUUUCCAAAGGUAAUCCUGAAUAUUCUAAAGUUGUUUUCAAAAAUGCUCCUAGUAAUUGUCAACUUACUUCUCCUAAAGUCCAAAAAGAUAUCAUAAAUGCAUGUGCAAAAGAGACCACUAAAGCAAUGCUUGAAGAUAUUGAUGGUGGUUUAUUUUCUAUCCUUGCUGAUGAGUCCGCUGAUGUUUCUGACAAGGAACAAUUGGCUCUUUGUUUGAGAUAUGUUAAUAGAAAGGGAGAAGUGUGUGAGCGUUUACUUGGUAUUGUGCAUGUUGUAAACACUGCUUCUUUGACUCUCAAAACUGCUAUUGAAUCCUUAUUAAUGGAGCAUUCUUUGUCUUUCUCUCAAGUACGGGGUCAGGGUUAUGAUGGGGCAAGUAAUAUGCAAGGUUCUAUUAAUGGCCUUAGGACUCUUAUAGAGAAUGAGUGUAAAGAAGCUUAUUUUGUCCACUGCUUUGCUCACCAACUUCAAUUAACUCAAGUUGCACUUGCUAAAAAGAAUUCAGAUUGUGCUUGGUUAUUUGUUGAUGUACUUGCACCUCUCUUGAAUUUUGUGGGGGGUUCACCAAAAAGGAAAGAGUUUCUUCGUGAAAAUCAAGCUCAAAGAGUGGUGGAUGCAUUGUCUCUAGGUGAACUUGAAACGGGUUCAGGUUUAAAUCAAGAACGUGGAUUAGGUAGACCUUGUGAUACUCGUUGGGGAUCUCACUUCAAGACAAUCUUGAAUGUACUUGAUUUAUUCCCUGUAAUCCUUGGUUCUCUUGAGGAUAUUGCAAAAGUAUCUGAUACAAUAGAUUCUAAUAGAGCUCAAACACUUACAAAUCUUCUGAUGUCCUUUGAUUUUGUGUUCGUGGCACACUUGAUGGUUAGUAUAUUUGCAAUAACAAAUGCUUUGAAUGUGGCCUUACAAAAGCACGAUCAAGACAUUGUGAAUGCAAUGGCCAUGGUUAAUGUAACCAAGACUAAUUUGCAAAAAAUGAGAGAUGAAGGAUGGGAUUCUCAUAUGGAAAAGGUAAUUUCUUUUAUUGGUGACUAUGACAUUGCAGUUCCAGAUAUGGAGGCUAAAUAUGUUGUUCCCGGGAGGAGGUUGUUUAGAGGUAAAUGCCCACAAGUGUCUAAUCUACAUCAUUUUCGAGUUGAAGUUUUUUUUGGUGUCAUUGAUCUUCAAUUGCAAGAACUUGAAAAUCGAUUUCCCAAAAUAACUAAAGAACUACUUGUGUGUAUGUCUUGUUUGAGUCCUGUGGAUCGUUUUUCUAAGUUUGAUAAGGAAAAAUUGAUUAAGCUUGCAAAAUUCUAUCCUAAUGAAUUUCCAAGUUCAGAAUUGAUAGUCUUUGGUCAUACACUUAAUAGUUACAUUUGUUCUGUUAGAGGAGAUGAAAGGUUUUGGAAUUUGAAGGGUCUUAGUGAUCUUUCAAUCAAAUUGGUUGAAACGGGAUUGUCUGAAACUCAUGAUAGGGUCUAUUUACUUUUGAAGUUGGUGUUGCUUCUUCCUGUCGCAACGCAAUUCGACACGACAAAUGUACAUUUCCGUCAUUCCAUAGUUACCGCACAUUUGUCAGAUUAA
This is a messenger RNA of Chenopodium quinoa (quinoa), 2349 nucleotides long. RefSeq names its product zinc finger MYM-type protein 1-like. The coding region runs from base 1 to 2349 and encodes 782 amino acids. The record is from RefSeq and is a predicted model, not a curated record. Lineage: Eukaryota; Viridiplantae; Streptophyta; Magnoliopsida; Caryophyllales; Amaranthaceae. The transcript has 2 exons.